AAUGAGACUGAAGAGCAAGACAGCCUGGAAAUCACCAGAAUACAUAAAGUGGAAUGGAUUACAAAGAACUGGACUACGCCUUCCCUGUCAACCAACUGCAGGAGAUGAAAAUGGCCUUUGAAAAUGGGGAUUUUUUACAAGCUGCUCAAAACAUCAAGAAAUCCCUGGUAGGCCUAGAACACAUCCCACUGAAUAUCGCGGUUACUGGAGAAUCGGGCUCUGGCAAGUCCACCUUUAUCAACGUCAUCCGCGGUCUGGGGGACGAGGAUGAAGGUUCUGCAAAGACCGGAGUCGUUGAGACAACAGUGGUGGCCACACGUUACUCACACCCCCGGCUUAGAAAUGUGAUAUACUGGGACCUUCCCGGUAUAGGGACGGCACAUUUUACGCCAAAUGAGUAUUUGAAAUUAGUUAAGUUCGACGAGUUUGACUUCUUUUUUAUCAUCGCAUCGCACCGCUUUAGAGAUUGCCACAUUCAGUUGGCCCAGGCCAUCAACAGCAUGGGCAAGAAGUUCUACUUUGUCAGAAGUAAAAUUGAUGCGGACUUGAACGCUUGCAGGAGACUCCGAAAGAGCAGCUACAAUGAGGACCAAAUACUCAUGGAAAUUCGGAGCAACUGCAUUAAGGGUCUACAUGAUGGAGGAAUCAUGUGUCCUCGAGUUUUCCUUCUCUCGUGCCUGGAGCUGGAAAAAUACGACUUCUACCUCAUGCAGAAAACAUUGGAGAACGAACUUCCGAGUCACAAGAGGCACGUGUUCCUUCUCACCUUACCCAACAUUUACUUCCAGGCCCUAGAGAGUAAAAGGGACGUGUUCAGAAACCAGAUAUGGAAACACGCUCUAGCCUCUGCGGCAAAAGCCUUGCUCCCGAUUCCGGGCCUCUCGGUUGAUAAUGAUAUUGACCUCUUGGUAAACACUAUAGGGGAAUACAAGGAGGCAUUUGGACUGGACCAAAGAUCUCUUAACUGUCUGGCCACAACGUUUGAUAAAGAUGUCCAUGACUUGAGGUCCGUGAUCCGAUCCCAGCUGGUCUUGAAGGAGAUAACCUAUCAUGAGGUUGUCAACUUUAUGCACAGACGAGAAUUGACUAAGGCGGCACUCAUGGUGACAGAUUAUGCGGCCGGGGCAGUGCCUCUGGUUGGAAGCGUGGCUGCUGGAGGUGUGGCCUUUGGUACGGCAUACUGGCUGCUCUACAGCUUACUGAAAGACAUUGCUGACGAUGCCAAGAGAGUCCUGUCAAGGGCAUUAGAAAAUACAGUUUAA
Messenger RNA from Nanorana parkeri, 1262 nucleotides. Its product is annotated as interferon-inducible GTPase 5-like. Gene Ontology annotation, molecular function: GTP binding; GTPase activity. Lineage: Eukaryota; Metazoa; Chordata; Amphibia; Anura; Dicroglossidae. The record is from RefSeq and is a predicted model, not a curated record. The coding region runs from base 54 to 1262 and encodes 402 amino acids. The transcript is spliced from 2 exons. Gene Ontology annotation, cellular component: membrane.